This is a messenger RNA of Alternaria rosae, 747 nucleotides long. RefSeq lists its product as uncharacterized. Lineage: Eukaryota; Fungi; Ascomycota; Dothideomycetes; Pleosporales; Pleosporaceae. The record is from RefSeq and is a predicted model, not a curated record. The coding region runs from base 1 to 747 and encodes 248 amino acids. The transcript is spliced from 2 exons.
AUGUCCUCCACCAUAGUCCUGAUCACAGGCGCCAAUCGAGGCAUCGGUCUUGGCCUUACCGAGCGCUUUCUGGCAAAGCCCUCGCACACCGUCAUUGCCGCAGUGCGCAACCCGGAGCACGCGACCGCGCAUGCGCUACAAGACCUGCCCAAGGGUUUUGACAGCCAGCUUAUUGUCGUGAAGCUCGACGCUUGCGUCGAGCAGGACGCGCAAGACGCCGUCGCCAAGCUGCAGCAGAAGCACGGAAUCCAUCACCUCGACAUUGUGAUUGCGAACGCCGGCAUCAGCUACAUAUACCCCACAGUCGCAGAGGUCAAAAUUACGGAUAUCAAGGCGCACAUGGAGCCAAACGUGUAUGGCGUCAUAGCGCUGUACCAAGCGACGCGGGAGCUCUUGAAGAAGUCGGCGCGUGAGCCGAUAUUUCUGCCCAUGGGCUCCUCGGCGGGAUUGUUGGUCAACCACCUGCCCAUCACCAACGCCGCGUACGGGCCUACCAAGACAGCACUCAAUUGGUACACGAUUCGCAUCAAUGCCGAGGAUGAGUGGCUCAACUGUUUUAUCAUCGACCCAGGCCAUGUUGCGACGGAUAUGGGCGACGCCGCGUCGCAGGCUUUGGGCAUGGGCGAGAAGGCGCCGGUUUCGGUCGAGGAUUCCUGUGAGGGCAUGAUGCAGGUGUUUGCGAAGGCUUCGAAGAAGGAGUACGGCGGCAAGUUGGUUGUAUAUACUGGGGAGAUUUCGGGGUGGUGA